Owenia fusiformis is the source of this 1495-nucleotide messenger RNA. The record is from the annotation of a GenBank genome assembly. NCBI's taxonomy places the organism in Eukaryota, Metazoa, Annelida, Polychaeta, Sabellida, Oweniidae.
UGUUUUUCUAGAUAAUUGGACACGUCAUCGAAUGAAGAUAUGAGAUCUGGAUGAUAUUCAUAUACAACUCAACAACUAUAGCAACCGCGGCCCUACAAUGGUUACUAGGACAUCUCAUCAGGAUCUCCUUGAGCCUUUACGGUUGCUGAUUGCUUGCUUUGCAGAAAUGAUCGGGACAAUGAUGAUAGUUCUCUUCUGCUGUGGUUCAUUAACGGGAGAAGAGCCCAUGGAUCUCAUUAGGGUCUCCCUCACAUUUACCUUCACUGUCACGACCAUGAUAGCCAUUACAGCUGACGUCAGCGGCGGCCAUAUUAAUCCUGCUGUUACCAUAGCAAUGCUGGUAGCCCGCCGUAUUUCCGUUUUUCGAUGUUUAACGUACAUUGUUUUCCAAUGUGUUGGUGGGAUCGCUGGAGCUGUUCUACUCAGAGCUAUCGUUGGAGAGGAUAAUGCGAACUCAUUGGGCGCCACAAUGGUAGAUUCCAAGCUGACAUACUCGCAGGGGUUUGGGAUUGAAUUUAUCAUUACCUUCAUUUUGAUCAUGACAGUGUUCGCCAUCACUGACCCGGCAAGGAAUGAUAAUCUGGGAUCAGGACCUUUACACGUUGGAAUCGCUAUUGGCAUGGGCCAUCUCCUGGCAGUCCCCUAUACAGGGGCUGGUAUGAAUCCCGCCAGGUCACUUGGCCCUGCUGUGGCCAUGGAUAUUUGGACAGCUCACUGGAUAUACUGGACAGGCCCAAUAGGUGGCGCCAUACUAGCAGCAUUGUUAUACGAACAUCUUUUUGCCGCAAACGCCACUUUGAGAAAAACGAAAGCAUGGUGCAUGUCCAGACAAUACGACAAUGAUAAUUUUGAAAAGGCUUUGAGUAAAUUCGAUUCAACAAAAUUGUAAGACGGGAAUAUGACAACAAGUAACGCUCAUGGGCGUGCCAGGGGUUUAAAAAUGGACGCUACAAAUUUAGAUGGACGGGGCUUGAAGAGAACAAUGAUGCGAUACUAUGAGACAUUAUUUUCACAGUUUUGUUUUUAUACUAGGGCUACAGGAUAUGACUUUUUAGUGAAAAUGUAGUUAGAUAGUUGGUUUGCAUGGGUCAUGGAUUUCCACGCCCAUGACAUAAAAUAGAGUAACAUUUGUGUAUAUAUAGCAGUAAAUAUGAAAUAAUUAUGUGGUUGUGUUAACACGUUUAAUUAUGUUCAUUCAUCAACGUGAGGUUAAGUUACACGUUUUAAAGAGAACUUGUACGUAAACUCGUAAUUUUAUGACCCUUUGAAUUACUCUCUACCUCUCAAUUGUUUUAUCCAGGGAUUUAUAGCUGCUUACAACCAUUUUCCUUGUACCUUUAUACCCAAUCAGGCAACUAAAGCAAACACUACUAAGGGGAGAACUUAUCCUACAAGACCAUAAAGUUACACGUUCGCGUACAAUCUCCCUCUUGAGGAGUUUAAGCUUACAUAUAAAAUCGAAACGACAACCCAUACGUCUGACCAAUCGCCCGUA